Molecule: messenger RNA, 1914 nt
Organism: Lachancea dasiensis
Lineage: Eukaryota; Fungi; Ascomycota; Saccharomycetes; Saccharomycetales; Saccharomycetaceae
Source: the annotation of a GenBank genome assembly
AUGCUACAAUUCGUGACGGUAUUCAAUCCAAGUUUUAGUACUAGUGAGGACGAUGCAGCGAAGCAACUUUUGUUGUUCCAUUCGUUCCAGGAGAACGAAAGUAUGUCCUUGAAUAAUAAACUUACACAAUUAGGUAUGGUACAAGCCCUCUGGCGAUUCUCAGGAAGUUUUGCGGAUUCGGAGGGCAUCGGAGAAUGCGUACAGGAGUUAGACAACGCCCUUUUGUGCACCAUUAUUGUUGAAAAAGACUUUUUUAUAACAAUAGCCGUCGCGGCUACGGACCGGGAGACACCAGCGACGUACGUUCUUGCCAGUCUGCGGAAAUGCUAUAAUUUCUUCGUUUUGCAGUAUGGUUCUUGGUCGCAUUUCGAGAGCUCCAAAGAGCUGACCGAUUGUCUAAACGAGGUUUUAGUACCAUUCUGGACGGAAAUCAACUUAGUGCCGAGCCAUUUGUGCUACAAAGGGUUUCUUAGUUCGUGGCCAGAAUUCUAUAAAGUCGCAGAACUCGAACAUGGCUCUGGACAGCAGGAAACCGUUCAAUCUUCUUGGGAAGCUGAUCUGAAAGAGCAAAUUCUACUGGAUGACACCUCCUUUCUGGGUAUUCAGGAUGUUUUGGUGUACCACUUGCCUAAAUCGACAUCUCGCAGUGGCUACAAAACUCAUGGCCUGGUGAGGAACUUUACGCCGGAGUUUGAUUCUCUGCCGUGUGUCUCGAACUGGAUCGAACACUUAGAUACCAUAUACACGAGGCUCUCUAGCCACGUCAUUGCGGGUAAUGUGCAGUACAAGGAGAUCUCAGAAGAGGAAAUGGCAGAUACGGUACCCGAAAAUAAUGAGCAUGAGAUUGAAUCUACUGGCCAAGUAUUAAUGAAUCACGGAAAGAAGAUUUACCAUAAUUUUACACUCCCGAUGUCAUUUGCUUACGAUGCUGUUCAGGAGGUCGGCACCAUGACUGGUGUUUCUAGCAGUAUGGCCUUACUGACUGAUUUGAUGCCAAAGUUACCAAGCUGGGGUUCUUGGACUGGCGCGGCUGAAAAGAAGCCUAAAUUAGCCAGAAGCGAAUUUUUAAUUUCACCACUGUCUGCCGAUUUUUUGCCCGAUUCUUACAAAGUCAAAAAACUAUACCUCUCUUACGGUGGUGUCGUUGAUACUUUCAACUGCUUGUUUUGGUAUUAUAACGAGGUUCUCGUUGUACUGAUCUUCAAAGAGAACUUUAAAAAAAUUUGGGAUAAAGAGUAUUUGCAUGACACUCAUUUCAAGCUAGUCCAUUGCAUUUCUAAACUAUACGCAUCACACCUCAAUUACAACCGCCAGUCGGUUACGGACAACUUUUGUUAUGCCUCUAUCUCUAAAAAGACCAAACAGAUAAAGAGCUCUUUCCCGCUCUGUAAGUUCCAGCAGAAACCAGAAAGCGCCUCACCUCUCGAGCUUGUGGUCAGUGGAUUAGAUGAAUUUCUAACUUUGGGCCCUAACAGAAAAACCUCAGUCGCUACUUUGAAUCCUUCACAACAAUUAAGCGAUGAACCGGCUCCAGGCAAUGCUACCUGGGGAUUAAGCUUAAUGGGCAGCAUUUUUAGAAAGGAACAAGGAGAUGAAUUGAAACCGUUGGUAGAUACAUUCCUCGAUUAUAUGCCUGCUGAAAAGCUACAGCAGCUGCACCUAGAUAUCGUCAGAUUCAUCAACACAUUAACUACUUCAAAACGAUCCAAUGAUAUAAAGGAGGAGAAGCUAAUAAAACUGAACAAUGGUAUCCUCUGCUUUCUAUGUGAUAAUUCCGAAGAAACAAUAGUAUUAGUUGAAAACUGGUUCAACAAAAGUACUGCUAAGCACAAAAUGAGAGGCGGCAAGCAUACUUUGGUGGGGCAUAUGGGACCUGAGGCAUAUCAGUGGUGGAAGAAAGUUAUACAAUUGUAG